CUUACAGCAGCUCUACGGAGGCAUUGGUUUAAGCUGUUGGUUCUUGAGACCAUUUUCACCAACCUGCCCAACAGCAGACUCCAUCUACUGCGCCUGCAGAGCAGAGGGGACAGGAAGAAAGGUCUGGAGAGUGGUGGAGGCAGGUGUCCCAUCUUCACCCCUCCACCUGAAUGUGGCAUGUGUGCCCGUGAAACUCCAACAGACACUCGUGACCCGGUCAUCUCAGAACGUCCUUCGAGGCAGUGUGGCUGUCUUCAGGGUGGCAGUACAGGUCCUGCCCAGCGUGCAGUCUGAUGCCCAUCCAGCCCUUUGACCACCGGGAAUGGAAUGAGCCUAUGCACUCCCUCCGGAUCAGUGUAGGGGGCCUUCCUGUGCUGGCAUCCAUGACCAAGGCCACGGACCCUCGCUUCCGCCCCCGCUGGAGGGUGAUCCUGACAUCCUUCGCGGGUGCUGCCCUCCUCUGGCUGCUGUACUCCCAUCAUCAGGCCCCCAGGUCCCCUACCCACAAUGCAUACAGCCGGAGAGUCAGCCUGGAGCAUGUCUCUCACUACAAUGACACCUAUCCCCUGUCACCCCCCCAGAGGACUCCAGGUGGGAUUCGGUACCGAAUCGCAGUCAUUGCCGACUUGGACACAGAGUCCAGGGCCCAGGAGGAAAACACUUGGUUUAGUUAUCUUAAGAAAGGAUACCUGACACUGUCGGACAGUGGGGAUAAGGUGACAGUGGAGUGGGAUAAAGACCAUGGAGUCCUGGAGACCCACUUGGCAGAAAAGGGCCGGGGCAUGGAGCUCUCUGACCUGAUCGUCUUCAAUGGGAAACUGUACUCCGUGGACGACCGCACAGGGAUCAUCUACCAGAUCGAAGGCACCAAAGCAGUGCCCUGGGUGAUCCUUUCCGACGGCGACGGGACCGUGGAGAAGGGCUUCAAAGCUGAGUGGCUUGCCGUGAAGGACGAGCACCUGUAUGUGGGUGGCCUGGGCAAGGAGUGGACCACCACCACAGGGGAGGUGAUGAACGAGAACCCUGAGUGGGUGAAGGUGGUAGGCCACAGGGGCAACGUGGACCACGAGAACUGGGUGUCCAGCUACAAUGCUCUGAGAGCUGCCGCUGGGAUCCAUCCUCCAGGCUACCUCAUUCAUGAAUCUGCCUGCUGGAGUGACACGCUGCAGCGUUGGUUCUUCCUGCCACGACGGGCCAGCCAUGAGCGCUACAGCGAGAAGGCGGAUGAGCGCAAGGGCAGCAACCUCCUGCUGAGUGCAGCCCAGGACUUCAAGGACAUCUCUGUGAGCCGUGUGGGGACGCUGGUCCCUACUCACGGCUUCUCAUCUUUCAAGUUCAUCCCUAACACUGACGACCAGAUCAUCGUGGCUCUCAAGUCCGAAGAGGACAGUGGCAGGAUUGCCACCUACAUCAUGGCCUUCACCCUAGAUGGCCGCUUCCUGCUUCCAGAGACUAAGAUCGGCAGUGUCAAAUAUGAAGGGAUAGAAUUCAUCUAGAUGAGUAAGUUCCUGUGCCCAGCAAGACAAGGGCAGAUGGCCUGAGCUGCACCAGGACUCCAGUUUUAUAAAAACCAGAAGAACGCACUUCGUCUUGUCUGCAUUUGUCUGCUGUUUUCUUUUUUUUAACUGAAUUGUGUGCCUGGAUAGAGAUUUCCAGAAUCAGGAACUGAGUCCUAGGUCAUGUGACACAGCCUCCGGAAGCCAGGAGAAAGGGCAGGCAAGGGUUCUGUACAGGACCAGCAGGUCCUCUGCCCACCCAUGCCUCACUCUGCACUGCCUCCUUGUGGUAGGGAUUGGUCACUGCUGCAGGAUCUAGUCAAGCCUCCAAACCGCCCCCCCCCCCCAAUCGCUUUCCUGGCCUCUCGGGCCUUUCCAUGAGUUCUCUGGCCAGUGCACAUCUGUGACAACCAGGUAUGUUGAGUCCUGGUCUCACCCUGGGAGCACAAGGCACCCCUCUCUUCCUCCUAUAUGACCCUAGUGUGCCACACUCUGCAGACCCUUAGAAAAUAAGUGUUUACAUGGCUGGGCGAGGGCCCUGCCCCUGGGGCACACCCACCCACACUGCUGAAGCCACUGUAGCCUGGGACUACUGCUCCCCACGGCCCCAGGGAGGAGUCUGAUUUUAUUAAGGUAAUUUCUUAUAGAGCAGUCACCAAACCUUACCACACAGUGAAGGUGGAGUAUCCACGGCUACUCCCUGUAGUGAGGUAAUCGUCCUCAUAGCCACAGUCUCUGGAUCCUUUGCCUCUGCCUUCACAAGCUGCCAGGUCUCCCCUCCUAGCAGUGGCUGAGGAAGGGCUCUGACUCCAACAGGCCUGCACCUGACUAGAGACCCCCUCCAUGUUGUCCCCUGCAUUUCUUGCUGGCUCCCAGUAGGUGUGCAGCAGCCUUCUCUCCAGGGUCCUCACUGUUCUCUGCUGUCAAAGGCAGCAGAGUCAGGGUCAGAGGUUGUCCUGUAGGUAACAGCCACCCUCAUCCUGCAACACUCUUAGCACAGGACAUCGUUACUGUGAGCAGAGGACCCUGAUAACCCUCUCAGACCCCUCCUACUGGGCAGCCUGAAGGUGACGUCCCCGUGUACUCGCUGUGCUUCUCUGAGAGCUCAGCCUUAGCUCCUUGAUGUGUCAGCUGUGUCAGGGUGUGAGAUUCUAAACGGAAAGCGAUGGAAUGGGGGCCCUCACACCUUCACACCCCUUCCUUCCCUACACAAACACGAUUGUGUCCUUUCCUCCCUCCACUUGCUUUGUGAACAAUAAAGUGUCAGGGGAAUGUU
Messenger RNA from Cricetulus griseus (Chinese hamster), 2772 nucleotides. Lineage: Eukaryota; Metazoa; Chordata; Mammalia; Rodentia; Cricetidae. The record is from RefSeq and is a predicted model, not a curated record.